Bradysia coprophila is the source of this 1771-nucleotide messenger RNA. Its product is annotated as acetyl-coenzyme A transporter 1-like. Gene Ontology annotation, molecular function: acetyl-CoA transmembrane transporter activity. The record is from RefSeq and is a predicted model, not a curated record. NCBI's taxonomy places the organism in Eukaryota, Metazoa, Arthropoda, Insecta, Diptera, Sciaridae. Gene Ontology annotation, cellular component: membrane. Gene Ontology annotation, biological process: acetyl-CoA transmembrane transport.
AGACUGAAGAAACUGAUUUUUUCAGUCAACGAAAGUACUCUCGACAGACUUUAUCACCAACGACUUGUGUACUAAAUUGUAUUAAGUGAUUUUAAGUAGUUAAGUGAUCGCAUAGACAACAAUGCCAAACCGUGACACAGCCGACACAGAAAACGAGAGUGGUGAUAAAGUCAAAAAUAGUAAAGAAAAAUUCAAUUUGAAAGGCGAUUAUGGCAAUAUUGCAAUAUUGUUAUUGCUGUACAUGCUGCAAGGCAUACCACUUGGUAUUUCAAGCGCUGUUCCAAUUCUCUUACAAAAUCGAGGCGUUUCGUACAGUGAACAAGCCGGAUUUACAUUUGCCUACUAUCCGUACACCAUGAAGAUAUUAUGGGCACCGAUUGUGGAUUCGGUCUACAUUAAAUGGUUCGGCCGGAGAAAAAGUUGGCUUGUGCCGACACAGUUUAUUCUGGGUAUAUUCAUGCUGUUUGUGGCUCAUAAUGUUGAUGAAUGGAUGGGCAGACGUUCUGACAACAGUCCACAAAUGGUCGUACUGACUUCAAUCUUUUUUGUGAUGUGGUUUUUAGCAGCUACCCAAGACAUAGCGGUCGAUGGUUGGGCUUUGACUAUGCUGAAACGUGAACAUGUUGGCUUUGCAGCUACGUGCAAUGCUGUGGGCAUGACUGCUGGUGGAUUUCUCGGAUAUGUUGUGUUUCUUGUGCUAGAGUCGAAAGAGUUUGCCAACAAAUACGUGUUCAGUGAACCGCGUGAAGAAGGUUUGAUUACGUUGGCAGGUUUCCUGCAGUUUUGGGGAGUAGUCUUUCUAGGAGUAACGCUACUGAUUGCCAUAUUUAAACGAGAAAGCCCUGAAGCUGCAGGGGAGCUGGAAGCUAAUCCCGAUUAUGGUAUUGCAAAAGCAUAUCCCAUUCUGUGGAAGGUUUUGAAAGUCAAACCGAUAAUUAAGUUCGCCCUGAUACUUCUAACGGCAAAGGCGAGCUUUGCCGCUUGUGAUGCCGUUACCACACUUAAGCUAAUUGAUUAUGGAAUACCGAAGGAUAAAAUUGCUUUGCUGUCCAUACCACUUGUGCCACUUCAAAUAUUGCUACCGUUUUUCAUUAGUCGAUUUACCACCGGACCGCAUCCUAUGACGUUCUACAUAAAAUCUUUUCCGGUUCGUCUCGUUAUGACCGUUGUAAUUGCGGCCUUUGUGUACGCAACACCUUCCAUGAUUGUGAACGACGGAACAUCUAAGACGAUACCAUUUUACUUCUAUGUCAUCAUAGUGACGAUAUACAUGAUUUAUCAGGUUCCGCUUCGAGGAAUGUUUGUCGCUGAAAUGGCAUUUAUGUCCAGAAUCUCGGAUCCAUUGGUCGGGGGAACGUACAUGACACUAUUAAACACAAUCAGCAAUCUGGGCGGAAGGUGGGUCAAAACGUUCUUUCUGUGGUUGGUCGAUAUCAUAACAUGGCAAGCGUGCAUUCCCGAUGUAUCUUAUCAAAGGAACGUAACAUUUACACUCGCAGACAACCAAUGUGCUGAUGCAGUGGAAAAAUUGGAAUGCAUCACAAAUGGCGGUACUUGUCGAAUCGAUGUCGAUGGAUAUUACAUCGAAGUGGCGUUGAAUGUUAUUUACGGAGUGAUAUGGUACCAGUGGGGUAAAAGAGUCUUGUCUGAUUUGCAAGAGGUUCCACGACAUGAAUGGCAUGUUUUAUCGAAACCACCGAAGGAUGAGGAAGAUAUACCGCUUAGCGUUUUUAGUGACUCUACUAAAAAUUAAAUUGUAAUUUAUGGGAGU